Molecule: messenger RNA, 315 nt
Organism: Poecilia latipinna (sailfin molly)
Lineage: Eukaryota; Metazoa; Chordata; Actinopteri; Cyprinodontiformes; Poeciliidae
Product: otoferlin-like
Exons: 2
Coding region: 16-300 (94 amino acids)
Source: RefSeq, a predicted model, not a curated record
GUCGGGACGUUCUGCAUGGUGCUUCAGAAAGUGGCUGAAGAGGGACAUCUAGAGCUGACAGAUACCCUCAUUGAUGACAACAACAUGUCAAUAAAGACCAGUGUCACCAUAGAUAUUAGAUACCAGCCGAUGGAUGGCACAGGGGGGAUGUGGAGCGAUGGAGAGUUCCUGGAUGUCCCUGAUGAUCGUGAUGGCAUGUUUGCUUUUGAAACAGACAGCUUGCUUUCAGGACAGAGCCACGGGUCAGGGACUUCUCCUGGACGGUCAUUACAAGGGUCCAUACCAACCUUCAGAAAGUAAGUUAAACAGUUUCCU